Molecule: messenger RNA, 2178 nt
Organism: Diaporthe batatas
Lineage: Eukaryota; Fungi; Ascomycota; Sordariomycetes; Diaporthales; Diaporthaceae
Exons: 2
Coding region: 1107-1478 (123 amino acids)
Source: RefSeq, a predicted model, not a curated record
CGUUCUGCAAUUCUUGGCAACAUCUAUUCAGCACAACUCUGGUGUGACUGAUUGCAUAAGGUCGAAUUUCACAGAAAGCUUCGCGGUGUGGAUUUGAAGGUGCACAAGCUAAAGUGAGCUUCUCUUGGCCGUGGAGAAUCUGGCAUCGACCCAAAUCGCUUUCGUCUUCAUCGCGUGCUUGAAAGGCGACGGUCCCAGGCCGACUUCUACUGUAAUUCAUGCCACCGAGACGGGACGAUGGUCAGAUGCGCAUAUCUGAGGCAUGUGUUAGCCCGGACUAGACGGCACAGUCGUCUCACAAUUGUCUGCAAGCCACCUCAGCAGCGUCCAAACGCGAUCUGAUUAUUCGCCGACUUCGUUUAUUCCCGCGUUAAAGGUCGAGCCAUUUCUGCAGCCCCAUGUCGCCAUUCGUUCUGGCCCUCGCUUGAUCGUCGAAGUCUACCCCGGUUAUUACAGCAGAGGUUUCUCGAUAUCCCCGACGCAUCGUCAGCAAAUAGUCUACAUGAGUUUGCAAGCCACCGUCAUACGCCGCUUCAAGAGCACGGCAGGCGUGGCAGGCGUGGACCAGCCGGACCCGGACAAUUCUCACGUGGUUCGCACGCCCACGAGCCACACCGCGGCAGCUCCACGACAGUGUCGAGGGCUUCUCCUUUCUCGUCGAUAACCCUCCCACAUCCCGACCGGACAACAAGCAACCAUCAGCAGCGAAAUCAGUCGAUACGAACUACACCCUUUCGCACACAGGCUCGCGCAGAGGAUGUGCACGUCACUGUGGAUUCUGACUACCCACAAACAGCCCUGCCUGUCCAGGUAGAGGCAGCGCAACCGCUCCGUGAGAUCACCUCUCACGUGCAGGCGGCCAGAGUCUUGCCGCGAUAUAUCAAGAGAGCCCACGCCCUACACGAAAGCAUUGUCGAAUCACAGCGCUCCACAAAUUGCAUUUGCAGGCCGAAUAUACUCCGAAUCUUGAUAUUAUUGUUGGCAGAUGCAGCAAGUCACACAAUGCUACUCCUUUCGGAGUCGGCGGCCGCUCUCGAGUCUGCGGGUACCCCAAGCCUUGGGAUGGCGGCGACCCCAAUCACCAUUACUUCGAGGGUACUCCCCCAAUGCCCAGAGCACUUGGAGAUGGACCCUACCUCUCGAGUUUCCAUUCCUCUUGUCUCCAACCUGAACCAAGGGGCAUCAUGUGGUUCCCGUUUGGAGAUGAUGGGAGAAUCCCUGCGGGCCUCCAACAUUACUCCGUACCUAGUGUAGAGCUGGAGAGCCAAACCCUUGUGCCCCUGUCUUCCCCAGACUUUCACAGAAUGUGGAAAAGUUUCGGACCCCCUACUUACCCGCCUUCAUCUCCGAACAGGGUAACGAUGGUCGACCGUGCAGCCGUGCGGCACCGAGCCUCGAAUGGUCUCGCGGGAAUGAUUUCUCCAAAUGGUGACACCCACAAUAAAAGGAAGAUUACUCCAAUGCGAGGGUCCAUCUGAGAAGGUAGGUAUAGUCACAGUAUUAAUGAUUGGGGGUUGUUUAUCCUCGAUCGCAGAGGUUGGGAUUCUAGUCACCAUUGGUUUUUUUCUACGCGAACUCGAAUUGGAUCGAGCGUCGCCUGAACUGCAACCCUCCACAGUUCUUCGACGCUCAUCCUGGGACGGACAUCAGGCAGCCGAGCAGGCUGGCAGGCAGGUAGGAGCUCUGGUCUCGUCUUGCCAUGCCUCUAGCUACCACGGUAUAAGCUUCCUGUUCAGAGCGCAGCGACGGCUGGCUGCGUCGAGUAACUCGAGGAGCUUGCCUCUUACGGACGGAUGGGUCGUUCCCCAAUUUCGCCACCCUUGCAGGGAAGAAGCUUUUGGGAACAAGAACUCUCUGGCGCUGCGGCUUCGUUUGUCAGUGAUUACACAGGACGUCAUUUUCAGAGUUGCUUCAGGGCCAUUGGCCACCAGCUUGGGAUGGGGGUGGACAGUCUUCCACCCUUCCAGGCGGUAUUGUUUGACUACCGCUGGAGCAAACAGUCAAGGUGUGGUAUGUCUAUGUGUGUGGGGGCACGACCUACCGCACAGCGGUAGCGUGUUACUCGGUACGGGGUCAAGGGGGCCCUUGGCUAUAGCGGUCUCUACCCCGGAAAAAGGGGUGCUUAGGGCUCCCCAUGCUAGCUUGUCCAGGAUGCGGGAUGUGGGGAUCGGUGCUAAA